This is a messenger RNA of Soboliphyme baturini, 2451 nucleotides long. The record is from the annotation of a GenBank genome assembly. Lineage: Eukaryota; Metazoa; Nematoda; Enoplea; Dioctophymatida; Soboliphymatidae.
AUGUGGGACACUUAUCCUCCCGAAAUCAAGGAAAACGUUCGCAAUGCGUGCCUUGGAAUCAUCGGCGACGGCAGUUCUCUCAUUAGGGCAACGGUUGGAAUCAUAAUCGCCAACAUCGUGGCUAAAGAGGGCAUCAGUCAAUGGCCGAAGCUGUUGCCGACGCUGUGUUCCAUGAUUGAUUCACCAAAUCCGAUUCUUUGUGAGGGAGCCUUCACCGUCGUUCAGAAGGUGUGUGAAGAUUCGGUAGAAUAUGGGAAAGAUGAACAACGUAUGCUGAUAGAUGCGCUUUUUGUGAAGUUGCUGCAUUUUUUCAAAUACCCCAACCCUAAAAUAAGAACUUUGGCUUUACAAUGUGUCAAUGGCUUUCUUUUGAGCAGAAGCACGUUUGUUGACAAUUAUAUUGACAUUUACUUGGAGAACCUAUUUUCGUUGGCCCAAGAUUCUGACAAGAACCUUCAACGACAGUUGUGUCGCGCACUGACGUUCCUUCUUGAAGCACACCUAGACAAGCUGAUCCCGAAUCUUCCAAAUAUUACGGAAUAUAUGAUUGUUCGAACUCAGGACACGGACGAGCAGACAGCGUUGGAAGCCUGUGAAUUUUGGCUUGCAUUUGCAGAGCAGCCACCCCUUUGCCACUCCGUCGUACAGCCUUUUCUGCCAAAGCUGAUUCCGGUUUUAGUGCGGUGCAUGAGAUAUUCAGAAAUCGACGUCGUUCUUUUGAAAGAAGAGGACCAGACCGUUCCGGACAAGGCGCAGGACAUAAGGCCAAGGUUUCACAAGUCCCGGGCUCAUCAACAGCAGCAUCUUGCGGGCGAAGAAUGUGAGGCACCUGAACCAAGCAUCGAAGAUGAUGAAGACAUCGAGGACAACGCACGCGACUAUGAGGCCCUUUCCGAUUGGAACUUAAGGAAAUGUUCUGCAGCUUCGUUAGACGUGUUUUCAAACAUAUUCCGGGACGAGCUUUUGCCCACAUUGUUGCCGAUCCUUAAAGAAACCCUGUCUAGUGGGGAUUGGGUCAUCAAAGAAUCUGGAAUUCUUGCCCUCGGUGCUAUAGCAGAAGGUUGUGCGGAUGGAAUGGCACCUCACCUGCCAGAGAUUAUUCCAUUCUUGCUUUCACGGCUUUGCGACCAAAAGGCACUCGUUCGGUCAAUUACGUGUUGGACACUUAGUCGAUACUGUCACUGGGUAGUGCAGCAACCACAUGACAGAUACUUCAAGGUUCUGAUGCAGGAGUUGCUGAGUCGCGUCCUCGAUGUCAACAAGAAAGUGCAAGAAGCAGCAUGCAGCGCGUUCGCCACUUUAGAAGAGGAAGCGUGCAUGGAACUUGUACCGUAUUUGCCGCAGAUACUUGAAACACUGAUCAAUGCCUUUGACAAAUACCAGGCAAAAAAUCUGCUGAUUUUGUACGAUGCGGUUGGUACAUUGGCUGAUUCAGUCGGCCAGUAUUUAAACAGUCCUGAGUUCAUCGAGUCACUGAUGCCGGCACUGAUCCAUAAAUGGAGCAUCUUACGCAACACAGACCGCGAGUUGUUUUCUUUACUUGAAUGUAUGUCCAGCGUCGCUGUAGCUUUACAAAACGGUUUCUAUGCUUAUUCUGAGCCCGUGUUCAGGCGAUGCAUUACUCUUGUUGAAGAAUGUCUGCAGCAUUCAAUGAACGCGGCGCAGAAUCAUGAGUCAGAUUCGCUGGACAAAGAUUUGUUAACCGUAACGUUAGAUCUUCUCAGCAGCAUGGCGGAAGGCCUUGGAGCCCAAAUAGAACCGUUAAUUGCUGUCAGCAAUUUAUUUGUGCUGCUCUACCAGACCUCGAAGGACUCUCUACCGGAAGUUAGGCAGAGUUCGUUUGCUUUACUUGGCGACCUUGUUAAAGUUUGUUAUUCUCACGCAGCUCCAUUCGUAGACACGUUUAUGCCAAUUUUGGUGCAAAACUUAAAUCCGGACUACAUUUCUGUUUGUAAUAAUGCGAUAUGGGCAUUAGGGGAAAUUGCACUUCAGAAAGGUCCUGGCAUGCGACAGUUCAUCGAUGACGUCCUUCCACGUUUGAUAUUUACGCUUAACAAAGAGAAUUCUCCAAAAACCCUUGUAGAAAAUACAGCAAUUACUAUCGGUCGGCUGGGGUUGCAUUGUGCGGAAGAGGUCGCGCCGAGUCUCUCUCAGUUUAUUCGCACCUGGUGUAUUUCGCUGCGCAAUAUCCGUGACAACGACGAGAAAGAAUCAGCGUUUAGGGGAUUGUGUAUGCUGAUAAGUGCUAAUCCGAUGGGAGUUGUGCAUGAUUUUAUUUUCUUGUGCGACGCUAUCGUAUCGUGGGUGAAUCCGAAACCUGAUUUAAAAAACAUGUUUUCGAGGAUAUUGCAUGGCUUCAAAGUUCAGCUUGGAGAUGAAAAUUGGCAGCGAUUCAUUGCCCAGUUUCCUGCGCCUCUUCGCAACCGAUUGCAAGAACAAUAUGCGAUAUGA